AUGGUGUCUCUGACGUCCAUCCUAGCCAUGACCACGUUUGUUGCCACGACCGUUGAUUACGUUGAGGCACACGGCUACAUUAGUAAUCCUUUAGGCACAUUCUUGAAACAGUAUCAUAAAAGCGACUGGGUUGCUCAAAUUACUCCCCAGUGGAAGGCUGACUGGGAUGGCUGUAAAACCUUUGAGGAAAUUUUGGCGUUGUUCAACAAGCUAAAAGCUGCCAACAACUACAAAGAUGUCCGAUCGCUGAUGGACGGUAACCCUCUAUACGGCCCGAAGUGCGGUCACACGGAUCCGAAGGGAAAGCCCGUGCCUAUUCCUUCCAACGGCCAGGCCACCUUUUCUCGUCCUUUAAUCCACGCUGGUCCGUGUGAAAUAUGGCUUAACAACAAGAGGGUGUUUUACAGCGAUGAUUGCCAGAGCAGCCACCCUGACGGCAUUUUUAAGCCUGUGGAUUACUCGAUAUGCGAUCCAAAUGGCUGCGUGUUUUACUUUUACUGGCUAGUGCUACAGCGAAAGGGUACGCAAACUGUGUGGCAGUCGUAUAUUAACUGUGCUAAUCUCUUAGGCUCUUCCGGCGGCGGAGGUGACAAUGACGUCUCUCAGGAGGAGCUUCCAGGGAACUCGAACGUUUCGCAGAACAACCCCGCCAGCAAGUCCAAGGAUAAUUCGGCAAACAAAAAUGAGCCGAAGAAGUCGGACGAAUCGAAAGACUCGAAGAAAGAGUCGAAUGAAUCGAAAGACUCGAAGAAGGAAUCGAAAGACUCGACGAAAGAGUCUAAUGAAUCGAAAGACUCGAAUGUCUCGAAAGACUCGAAGAAAGAGUCCAAUGAAUCGAAAGACUCAAAGAAGGAAUCGAAAGACUCUUCAAAAGAGUCAAAGAAGGAUUCAACCCAGACGCCUCCCGCUGGAGGAGACUCCUCUCAGACGCCUCCCGCUGGAGGAGACUCCUCUCAGACGCCUCCCGCUGGAGGAGACUCUUCUCAGACGCCUCCCGUUGGAGCCAAAUGCAAGGGCCGUCGUCGUCGACGUUACUAG
Molecule: messenger RNA, 1038 nt
Organism: Peronospora farinosa
Lineage: Eukaryota; Oomycota; Peronosporomycetes; Peronosporales; Peronosporaceae
Source: the annotation of a GenBank genome assembly